This is a messenger RNA of Gigantopelta aegis, 1918 nucleotides long. RefSeq lists its product as uncharacterized. The transcript is spliced from 11 exons. The record is from RefSeq and is a predicted model, not a curated record. The coding region runs from base 105 to 1421 and encodes 438 amino acids. NCBI's taxonomy places the organism in Eukaryota, Metazoa, Mollusca, Gastropoda, Neomphalida, Peltospiridae.
GUAUGCAAUACUGGCGUUAGUGUUGUGAAGAAAAGCGUAGCAAAUGAAACGGUACCAUUAUUUAUUGAGAAGUGCAAACUUCUUUGUGCAAGAUUUAUGUCAGCAUGAGUAAACGAGGAUUUCGAGGUGGGUUUGUUCGGAACCGUGGAGGAUAUCGUCAAGGCUUUCAGCAAAAACGACAGUUUGACAAGUUUGACUAUGACAGUGAUGAGGACAUGAGAAGAGAGUCACGGAUGCGGGUGAAACGUCAAUUCAGAAACCAGGGGGGAGGAGAUGCCUUCAUGGAUGAUAAUGAGUUUGGAGUGAGGUCCAGACGGGAUGAUCUUGACUGUGGGUUUGACCUGACACCCGUGUCUUCCUCAACUCCUGCCGCUUACCGCCGUCGUUCUGCCCUGCUGGAUUCACCAGACAGCCUGACCUUGGGCUCCACUGGGGUCAGCUCGGAACUACUGGGAGGCCGUGCGAGUACACGCUGGCUUGAAGAACAGCUGCGCGUGCGCGAGACACAGCUCGCCAUGACUAGCAGCCUACUUAAGGAGCAGACCCACCUGCUCUCACAGGUGGGGGGUGUGCUAAGCAGGAAUACAGCCCCCAUGAGAAGACAACCGGCGCCAAAUUUUAACACAUACUCAGAAAAGCGGCGCAGCGACAGAAUGGGCAAUUUAUCUCAGAAACGAAUUAGAACCAGUUCAUGGUCUGGUGGUGGCCGCAACUUUACGAGACAGCCCAGCCAUAAUCAAAGUGGAAAUCGAGGAUUGCGAGGAAAUGUGCACAGUCGAGGUGGUCUGAAACGGGGAGCUGGCAGUCAACAGAGUACCGCUUCAAGGAACGUUAAUGUGCAACAGAAUCGGAAAAACGCAGUACAGACUAAAGCUGCUGCUGGGAAAAGCCAGAACAGAAGACGAAGUAGUACUGCCAAGAAAAAUAAGCCACAAUAUUUACAACCAGAAGACAUUCCGGAGCAUGAUAGCAGCAAACCAGUGGGAGAGAAGUACAUUGUGAAUGUCCAGGGAUAUUACUGCAAGUUGUGCAACAAGUUUUAUCAGAAUGAACAUUCUGCCAAAGUGAUGCAUACUAGCCAAGAGGCACAUUAUGAGAAGUGGAAGGCAGCAAUAUUGCAAAGCAUCAAGGAUCGUAACAGAAAUGCCAUUGGAACAAAAGCUUCUGAAGACAAGACCGAGACAAAAGAAGCAGAUACUUCUAAAACAUCUGUGGAAGACACGAAUGGGGCAAAAGAGGGAGAAUCUCUUGAAACAUCAGAAAAGUCUCUAGAAGACAUGAAUGGAGCAAAAGAGGAAGAGUCCAUGGAAGAGAAAACCUCGGCAGAACCCGGGGAAGAUGAGAUGGAAGAUGAGAUGGAAGAAGAAAUGGUAACUGUGGACGCAGUCGAGAUUUCAGCUGAUAAUCUCGAUGACACAUAGUCUUAAAAGAGUAAUAACAGGCAGAUAUGUUGGAAGUUAUUGUAAACUGUGAAAUGCUCUCAGUUAAAGACAGUUCAUAGGAAUAGUAAUUAUAUUUUGUGUUACCAUUAUUGUUGUUCGAUUGUAAAUCAGAGGCAGGUCGGUAAAAAUACAGACGUAACAAAAUAUUUUUGGUUUAUGCGACUUUUAUCAAUUAUGACUGUUCAUCAAGGACUGAUGACGUUUGCAUCUUAACACAACCCAGAAUCUUUUUCUGUAUACGAUCUUUGGUAACAGACUGCAGAAAUUAUGGGACUUUUAAAAUUUGUACGAAUAUAAUUUUCAUCCUUAAUUUACUAUGUAUUAUGUUUUUAUGUUUCAACUUCCCUCAUUACCAUUGUUUGUAUUAUGUUUUAAUGUUGAGCAUUGUUUGUAUUAUGUUUUAAUGUUGAGCAUUGUUUGGGAAUAGUUCAAUGUCUGACAAUAACUGCCAGUUAAUAAAUAUCAGUGGAAUGUUC